Molecule: messenger RNA, 4634 nt
Organism: Anolis sagrei ordinatus
Lineage: Eukaryota; Metazoa; Chordata; Lepidosauria; Squamata; Anolidae
Gene: PROSER1
Product: proline and serine rich 1
Source: RefSeq, a predicted model, not a curated record
UCGAGUCUGUGUGUUGAGGGUUUCGCGCGUUGCGGCGUCGACGGCGGCCGAGAGGUCCCAUCCACGCGUUUGGGGUUCAUAGCCGAAUCCCCGAGCCUCCCUUCGUAUGACCUCGGAGGGCUUCGGGCCUACUUUCUCCCCGGCCGGCCAUCCUUGGCGCUUGAGCAGCGGGGGCGAUGCCAGAGUGGGAGGCCUCGACCCUCGCGGCCGCGCUGAAGCCGAGACCCGGAGCGAGGAGCCCACGAAGCGUGAGGAUGCGGCUGUGAACACGCGCCUGCCUUCCCGAGCGACGCCCCUUUCAGUAAGUAAUUUUGCAGUAAAGAGUGCCUGAACAAACCCAAAGGCUGUGCCCCUGAAGAAUACAAGAUGGACAAAAAGGCAUUUGAGAUGGUGCUUGAUGAAAUUAGGAAGGCUGUGCUGAUGGAGUACAAAUUAAAAGCAAUUGAUUAUGUACACGGAUACUUUUCUAGUGAACAGAUUGUUGAAUUACUGAGGUACUUCUCUUGGGCUGAACCACAAUUAAAAGCAAUGAAAGCAUUACAGCAUAAAAUGGUGGCUGUUUCUGCAGCAAAAGUGGUUAACAUCCUCAACUGUUUCACUUUUAGCAAAGACAAACUUAUAGCACUAGAGCUGUUGGCUUCCAAUAUUAUUGAUGCUCAGAAUUACCGCCUUAUUGAAGAUCUCUUCCGAACUAGCAUGUCUGAGAAGAAGAGAUGUAGAAGAAUUCUUGAACAGGCAUCCAAAGCAGGAUGCAAAGCACCUCAUGCUAUGAUAUCUUCCUGUGGUAUGAUUCCUGGGAACCCCUAUCCAAAGGGAAAGCCUAGCCGCAUAAAUGGGAUUUUUCCGGGGUCUCCAGUCAAGAAGGAGAAUGAAGAUAAUACUAACGAAGGCAAGGGAAUAGCAGCUCGUAUUCUUGGACCAUCCAAACCAGCUCCAGCGACCUACAAUCCACAUAAACCUGUUCCUUAUCCUAUCCCUCCUUGCCGACCACAUGCAACCAUUGCACCAAGUGCUUACAAUAAUGCGGGUCUUGUUCCACUAGCUAAUGUUGUUGCCCCUGGCUUGCCAGUUCCACCACCGUAUACCUCUAGCCAUGUAGGAACAGGUAAAGCAGAAAACGAAGAACUUUCAAAUCAGACAAAAUCUUCCCAAAGCCAAGCUUUUGCUACACAAUCGAACCAUCUCUUUACACCUCAUGGGUCUAACCCUGCAGCUUCUCCAGCCCCAACCCCGUCAUCUGUUAAGGCAAUAAGCCAGUCAUCAGCACUUCCAUCUCCAACAACGCCGGGGAUAAGCAUGUCCACCCCUGCCCUCCCUGGCUUCCCAGGGCAGGUGUCAUCUGUCCAUUCACCUCAGCCAUUGACUCCCACUCCUUCUGUUAUCAAAUCCCACUCGCUGCCUAGUGUUCCUAAUACAUCUGUUCAUUGUGCCACCCCCAAUCCCCUCCCUGCAACUUUCUCUGGGCUGACCUCCAUGCUUCCUGCUGCAACAGCUCCGCAAGGGGUGUCUACACCAUGUGCCAACCCUGCAUCUAACGAAAGUUUUACAUCUGCUUCCUCGCCAUUCGCCAGCCUGCCUUUUCCUGCAUCAUCUGUUGCUUCCCCUGCUAAUAAUUCCAAUUCAUUGUCAUCUGCUUUUGCUGGCAUGCCUUUGUCCCUGACGCCUACUCCUCAAGGAAUAGCCAGUCCCCUUUCUUCUGCUAUUGUUGGUUCUCCUGCCACUAGCCUAUCCUGCCCACUUAACUUACCCAACCCACUCCUAUCCGUCUUAAAGGGAUUUUUGUCAGCCAGUGAUGGCUCCAUGAUGAAUUCAACUGCUCUGCCUUCUGCUGAGCUUGCUUCUUUAUCUGGUCUUACCAGCCAGAAUUCUGAAACUGCCUCUUCAUUGAGUAACAAAUGUUACACUCCAACUAGUACCUCUGUCCUUCCCACUCCAGGACUAUCGAUUUUUUCUGGACUCCCAUCUCAACCUGGGGUAAGCAGUAGUGCAACCCCUCCAGCACAGUCCCCUUUGAACACACUGGCAUCUUCCACCAUGCCAGGCAACUGUGCCUCCUCAGGGGCUCUUUCCCAUUGCCCAAGCCCUGCUAACCAUGAACAGCAGGUCUCAGCCACCUCUGCGGCCACAGUCAUUCCAGCUCUUGUGAAAACUGAGCCCAUCAGCCCUACUCUUUCCAGUUUCAAAGGCCCAGCGCAUUCUGCUGGGCCUUCUCAUAGCACUUCAGGCUUAUCAGCUCUUGGUCAUGUGUAUGCCUCUGCUACUUCAUUGCCAGGCAGUUUACCUGGUUCCCUUAACCCAGCACUGUCUAGCCUCUCUUCUUUGAGUGGUCCUCUAAACAGCAGCCCUUCCAUUGCUCCACAUGGCUCUUCUGCUCCAAUUGCUCCAGUAUAUAAUGCACUUCCUCCUUUCACUUCCCUGACCAGCAGUUUUGCUUUUCCUGGCAAUCCAGCACUUACCCCAACGGGAUCUCUGCUGCCCCUUCCACCUACAACAACAUCAGCCAUUUCUUCACCUCAUGCCAACUCUGCAAGCACCGUUCUCCCAACGCUCAUGGCUUCAGCGGCUGCUCCAGCGCCACCAUUUCCCCUUAACUUGUGCAGCGCUGUCCCUUCCCUGUUUUCUGUUCCUCAAGUCCCUCUAGGAUCAUGCAACUCAUCCUUCCCUCCUUUCCCUGUCUCUAACACUCCCUCUGUCACUCCUGCUCUCCCUUCUUUCCCUGGGCUCCAGGCAUCUUCUACAGUAGCAGCAGUCGCACCACUGCCGGCAGCUGCCACAGCCCCAUCUCCAGCGCCAGUGCUGCCAGGGUUUGCCUCGGCCUUUAGCUCAAACUUCAACUCUGCACUUGUGGCACAGGCUGGCCUGACUUCUGGGCUCCAGGCUCCUGGUAAUACAGUAUUCCCAGGACUUCUCUCUCUUCCUGGCAUCCCCGGACUUGCCCAAAGUGCUACACAGUCUUCCUUACAAGAACUUCAGCACAGUGCAGCUGCACAGUCAGCAUUACUACAGGCACACUCUGCUUCUGCUCUGGAGAACUACACAUCACAGCCUGAUGUUUUUACUACAUAUUCUGCUGCACCAGGAACUCCCGGGACACCCUUUUCAUUGCAAACAAGUCUUCCCCAGAGUGGAUGGCAAUAAACAACAUCCAUUUUACCUGCAGGGAGCAACCUUUUCUUGAAGACUGCUGUGGUAGUUUGGCAAAUCCACUGAUGAUGCUUCCAUUGAAGGCUUUGGCAAAAUCUACUGACUUCUAUGUGUCGCAAUCGAGAGGAAGAGAAGAAGAAUUCCAAAUAACUAUUUCAGGCAGGAUACCCAAAUCCUGAAUUUUUAAAGAAAACAAACAAAAAUAUUUUUAAUCAGUACCCUUAUGAAGCAGUGAGCUUCAUUCAUUCCUUUUUAGGUAGGAGUCAAGGGUUUUGGAUCUUUAUGGGAUUUUUUAAAAUACAAGCAUUAUGUCAGGGUUUAUUUUAUUUUAUUUUAAAAAGCAAUUUUUGCUGGGUCAUCACUGUCCCAACACGUGAUUCAGGAUAUGAACUUUUCAGUAUGUACAUGGUAUAUGUUUUUUAUAAAAAGUAAUUUUAGAGCAGGGCUCCAAGACUAUUUAUUUCUUCUUUAUACAGGCUGAGAAAUCACACUGUUCAAAACAUCCCGCAUGGGCAUACAGGAUCAACUCUAGUCCUGCUCUUCCAGUAUCUUGUUUCUCACUAACUUCAUGUCAAUGUUCAUUCAGAUAUUUUUCACUGAAAUUAAUAUUUAUCCCCUUUGUUCCUAUUUACCCCUACCACCUUUCAGUAUUCAUUUAUCCUUCUAGAAUGACUGGAUUUCUACUAUAGAGACGUACUGUAUGUUUUUAAACUUUGGGCAAAUCCGAAUUGAGUGCACAUUUAGGUCAUUACAAGCUGUACCUUACAGAUCAUGGGUUUUAUUCUGUAAUUAACUUGUUUAUUUUAGUCUUAUCUUCAAAAGCAUUGGCAGUGCAUCAGUUAUGCUGCCACCAAUAUGUCAAAGCCUGCUGAUUUUAUUCAUCAAGUACGCAUUUUCUUGAAAGUGUAGAACUAACCCAAAAAUGUUUUGUAGUCAUGUAAGAAUGAAUUUAGUGGUUAAGCUUGGAAAAUGCAAUUGUAAUUAUUAGGCAGGCUUGAACACAGCUGGAGCUGCAUGUUCGGUUCAUUCCUCCCCCAGUAACAAAUUUAGGCCAGAUACCAGUAUAAUCAAGGAUAUUCAAACCAGUUUCUCAUGCUAGUUAGGAAUUAUGCAAUGCAAAAUAUGGUCUCGCUGUGUCGGUGAAAGUGCUUUAUUCUGUUUAGUAUAUUUAGUGAUGAGUAGGAAAAAACUCCCAAUAUUAUCUCUCUUUAAGAAAGUCUUGUUCUAGAUCUUCAGUACAGCGAUGAUACUUGAUUUUGUGUUUUGAAUGUGAACUCUUAUUUUUAUUGCGGUGCAUAGCUUAACAUUUCCCUGUAAAGAUGAAAGUCUGUUGAAUAGUAUUACUAAUGUUGAGGCUUUCCAAAACUGAACAGGCAUGAAGAACACUAAUGUGUAUAUAUCUGUUAUUUUUAUAAAGUUUUUAAAAUAAAUUGUGAAGCAGUGGUACACAUGUUUCUAAAUUAGACCCAAAUAAACAAUUAUUUACACAA